AUGUUACGCAAGCCUUGCAGGUCCCAGGUUCGCCAGACGCUUCGGUUCCAAUGUCCCCAACGAUCUGGGCUUGGAUUCAACAGCCGAAAAAGAAGAAAGACUCCCUCACGUCCCCGACCUCGUUCCUAUUUCUCCGUUCUUUCCAUUCACUCCAUUCUCCAUCCUACUCUUCUUCUCAUCUUGUCCCUCGUCUUUCUCCACCUCAUUGUCCUGGCAUACAUCUUUCUACUAUCUAAUUCUUCACACCACCCCAUCAUUCCCACCUCCUUCUUUGACUUGUUAAAACGAAUUGAAUUGAUUUGA
Morchella importuna is the source of this 303-nucleotide messenger RNA. RefSeq lists its product as uncharacterized. NCBI's taxonomy places the organism in Eukaryota, Fungi, Ascomycota, Pezizomycetes, Pezizales, Morchellaceae. The transcript is spliced from 4 exons. The record is from RefSeq and is a predicted model, not a curated record. Bases 1 to 303 code for a protein of 100 amino acids.